CCCACAUUACUAUGUAGCAAUAUAGAGUGGGGCAAUGUACGGGUAGUCUUAAAUGAUUUAAUCGGGCUCCAGGGCUACAUUAUGAUAUUAUCAGGUCACCCCCAGGGUCAACCUUACCCUCUACAAUCACCUCCAGGGUGCCAAAAGCUCUCCAGGGCUCCCUUUCCUCGCUUUUUGUCCUCAUCCGAUGAUCCAAAUGUAUACCUAACCUUAGGUAACUAGCCUAACCUUAGGCCUCUUAUAUCAAUCACCAAUCAUGUCAUCCUUCAGUGCACUCUGGACACAGUUCUUCCCUCCUCGCAAUGGCGCCCCGCUCACUGAGUCUAAUCUACCUAGCCAGGCUGGCCGCGUCUUCAUUGUGACUGGAGGAUCCUCCGGUCUUGGGUUUGAGCUCACACGCAUUUUGUACCACGCCGGCGGGAAAGUGUAUGUCCUAACUAGGUCUAAAGAGCAUGCCGAGGAUGCAUUCACCCGUAUACAAUCUUCCCAAAGCAAACGACGAGAGAAUGCGCCGGAGCAGGAUGCGACCAAUACGCAAGGGAGUUUGGAAUUCAUCCAUAUGGAUUUAACGGAUUUUACUACCAUCAAGACGGCCGCGUGUGAAUUCCUCGAGCGUGAAGGCCCCGAUGGGCGUCUUGAUGUCUUGUUCAACAAUGCAGGUACUGGGGCUGUGAAAGACGCACCUCCCACUCGACAAGGACUCGAAUACCACUUUGCUGUCAACUCUCUAGGGCCAUACCUACUCACGCAACUGCUUAUUCCUAUUCUGUCAAGCACAGUCAGAAAGAGUCCCCAAGACAGCGUUCGGGUCGUCUGGCCAGCAUCUUGCCUCGUUGACUUGGGCAGUCCUAAAACGGGUAUCCGAAAGGAGUUUCUACAAAAUACUGAGAGUGUAAAGGACCAAAAUGAGUUGUACUCCACAUCCAAGACUGCGACCUGGUUCGUAGCCUCGGAAUUCGCCCGCCGUCAGGCCAACACGGGUAUUGUGCAAAUAGCGGGCAACCCGGGAAAUUAUAUCACAAACAUCUGGCGGAGCACAUCACGUUUACUAUACUACGUUCUUUGGCCUAUCCUUCGAGACCCAGUACACGGGGCUGAAACCUACCUCUGGAUGGGAUUCUCCCAAUCAGUUACCAUGGACGAUGCCGUCGCCGGACGCUAUGCAAUCUGCGACGGGAGGUGGCACCCUGGGCAAAGAGAAGAUCUCCUCCUUGCGUUGAGAUCAGUGGAAGAAGGAGGAUCGGGACGAGCCGCCGAAUACUUUGAUUGGUGCGCGGAGAAAGUAAGGGACUUUCUACAGUAAGACAACAUCUCGGCGAUCAUAUUUUCUCUUUUGUCAUGAUUGAAACUUGUCGAUGUCUUUUUAUAGCAGAAGCUAUGGCUUGGAUCUCUCAUAUAACUUGAAUCGCCGAUGCUAGUGUGCUAUACGAAUGCAAAAUGAGGCAACAUGUCCGA
This is a messenger RNA of Hypoxylon fragiforme, 1455 nucleotides long. RefSeq names its product putative steroid dehydrogenase. Lineage: Eukaryota; Fungi; Ascomycota; Sordariomycetes; Xylariales; Hypoxylaceae. The coding region runs from base 257 to 1303 and encodes 348 amino acids. The record is from RefSeq and is a predicted model, not a curated record. The transcript has 2 exons.